Molecule: messenger RNA, 1944 nt
Organism: Clupea harengus (Atlantic herring)
Lineage: Eukaryota; Metazoa; Chordata; Actinopteri; Clupeiformes; Clupeidae
Gene: ncf2
Product: neutrophil cytosolic factor 2
Exons: 15
Coding region: 167-1660 (497 amino acids)
Biological process (GO): phagocytosis; respiratory burst; superoxide anion generation
Cellular component (GO): NADPH oxidase complex
Molecular function (GO): protein binding; superoxide-generating NADPH oxidase activator activity
Source: RefSeq, a predicted model, not a curated record
CAUCUAUGAAUAUAUAGCCUAAGGAAACAAUGAUCCUCACCCUGCUCAAUGAAACAAAAGUCACUUCCUAUCUGAAAGUGCCGGGGGAGUGGUAGCAAAUUUGAGAAGUAAAUGUACUUGCUCUCGGUAUCAGUUCUGUUGUCUACAGUGCCUGUCUGUAUGCAGCAUGUCCUUCCUGAGCACUCUUCGACAGUGGGAUCAGGCUGUGGCGUGUGUUGACCAGGGAGAUGUCAAGACUGCCCUGGAUAUAUUUCUAGACAUCGAGGAGAAGAACUCCAAAAUCUCCUUUAACAUUGGCUGCCUUUAUCUGGCUGACAACAAUUUUGAGGCUGCUGAAAAGGCUUUUGACUGCAGCAUUGGCAAGGACGAGCAUUUAGCUGUUGCUUUUUUCCAAAGAGGAAUUACAUUUCUAAAAAAAGAAAAUUUUGAAGAAGCCCUUGCAGACUUCAGCAAUGCUUCCAGAGAGCUAAGAGGAAAUAAUCUGAUUGACUAUAAGCUCCUUGGCCUAAGAUACAAACUCUAUGCUUCUGAGGUUCUACACAACAUGGCCUUGGCCCAGGCCCAGCUAGGGGAAUGGAACAAAGCCCAAGAAAGUCUCCUCUCAGCACUGAACCUGAAGCCCAAGUUCAGACAUGUGGAUCUAGCCCUGGAAGCCAUUCUGAAACAGAAGCUAUUUGAUCUAGUUAAAAUGCAACCAGGACUGAUGUUCAAACCCAAAAAGCACCAUGUGAAUGCUGAACUAGAGCAGAAACAUUACCUUGGAAAGGCCAAGGUUGUGGCCUCAGUUGUUCACAAAGAUGAAUUCUCUGGCUUUGCUCCUCUGCAACCACAGACUGAUGAUGCCCCAACCACUCGAAAAGCACCAGAGGUCCUAAGAGCCCUGAAAGGAGAGCCUCAUACAGUCCUGUACGAGUUCUCCCCCGAGACCAGUGGUGAGCUGGCAGUGUUGCCAGGCAACAUCGUCUUUGUCCUGAACAAGGGAGAUGACAACUGGGCCUCUGUCAUCUUUAAUGAGAGGAGGGGACUUGUUCCAUAUAAUUACCUUGAGCCCUUGGAUAUAACAGGUUCAUCCAAGCAAGGACAGAAUGGAACACUGAGUGGAGGUGAUGAGAUCCCAGCUCCACCAUUCAAAGAGCCCCCAGCCAGACCUAUAAGACAUGCCGCACUGUCUGACAGCCCCAAUAGUGUAUCCAAUGAGGCUGAGCGGUCAGAGGAAUCCCCAGGAUGUAUUGUGAAGGUCCACUUCCUGUACACAGUGGUGAUCACUGCCAUGCCUGGAGACCCCUAUGAGGCCAUGCUGGAGAAAAUCAGAAACAAGUUGAACCUGCCCGCCUCUGCACUCUCUCUCAGCUAUGUGAGAUCUGGUGAACGAGUGACCAUUGGGGAGUCAGACAUGACUACAGUGUGGCACUGCAUGCGGAAAGGCCAUCUGACCCUGUGGUGUGCCCAGUCUGAGGACCCAAAGGAGAACCCACCCAAAAUUCAUCAGGCUUUGGCACUGUAUUCAUAUGAGGCCUCCAGCUCAGAGGAUCUUGAGUUCUGCCAAGGUGACGUCAUCACAGUCCUCUCCAAAGUUAACGCAGAUUGGUUUGAAGGACAGUGUAAAGGAAAGAUCGGCAUCUUCCCUGCAUCUUUUGUACAAAGUCUUCAUAAAGAUUAAUAUUUGUUUCUUUAACAAUAUGUUAAAGUCAUCACUCCUGAAGUCUAUAAGUCAUCCUUUGGGAAUCUUAUGAAGUGAUUUACAGCUAACUCUUCAUAGAAUAGAAUAGAAGACUCUUCCUGUUCAAAUCAUUUUCAUCUACCUGGUUACAAUCAUGUUGGUCUAUCAUUUUAGUAUUUAAAAGCACUUUUGGAUCUUCAGUUUUGAUGCGCUUAUUUAUUGUUGUAACAAAGUUUUUUGUCCCACAAUGCAGGGACCACAGUAAAUUAACAUGAUAUUUAUGA